AUAGCCCAAUCAAAUGAAUAGUCGAUGCACUGAUGUCUUAUACUUAAUACUGCUUGAUAAUGUCAUGGUGAUUCCAAUCUAAUGGGUUUUAUGUAAAGGGGAAAUACUUAGAUUAUUGUUUUAAAUGACUAUAACAACAAUUUAUUUUGUAGAUGCCCAAUCAAAAGAAAGGCACGCCAUCUUGGGUCGAACGCGGAUUAAAUAUGAUAGAUAACACAGCGGAGGUUCUUGUUAUUGACCAAAGAAGUUCCAGUAACAGCACUGGAAUAGAUUGCGAUAGAUCUUCAUGCAAUGGAAGUGACGAAGGAAGGACGUUUUUAAGAGGACAAAAUGUCCCUAUCGAACCCGAAAUCAAAGCUCAGCGCGAAAACAAACGCUUAAAAGCAUUAGAAUUGCAAUCAGCGAUACUGAAUCAACUAGAAGACAGAGAGAAACGGCGUCAAGAAGAAAGAGAACGGCAGCUUAGAGAAGAAAGAUUAGAAGAACUUCGCAUACAAAGACAGCAGGAAGAAGACAGACUACGAUUAGAGGAAGAACGAAGAAAAUUAGAAGAAAAACAACUGAUGGAGCAAAAGAAAUUAGAUACAUUAAAAAGAGCUCUGGAAGACGCUGAAAGAAAAGCUAAGCUGGAAAAAGAGAAGAGAUUUAGUUUCCAUAAGAGAAAUGCAAAUACAAAUGUAGAUAAUGUUCCUAAAACUAAAGUAGAAGAAACUGCAUCACUAACUGAAACUACGCCGCGCGUAGAACCUACUAGUCCUACAAAAACGAGUAGAACAUAUGACAUUCAUUCUGCAAAAAGUCAAAAAAGGGAAUGUAACUCCCAUCAAACGACAGAAUUCAAUUCACCACGAUCAGUUGGCCCAGGGAAUCUUAAUUUGUUUAUUCAUAGCGUACCUCCAUUAGCUUUAGCGGAUGGACAAUUUAACAUAGUGCCGAUUGGGUUAAGUGGUGCUAAUGAAGUUAUAAACACCCAGCCAAAUAAUAUACAAUUAGCAGUUUUAGUACCUCAGAAUGUGGCCAACAAUUUGUAUAGCGUUUCAUUAAACAAUAAUGUCAAUGAAUUAACAGACAUGGCAAAAUUAUUAACACCAAAUAAGUACCGGACACUGAGAAUGAAAGAUGCAGCAACUCAAACCGAUUCAAUAUUUAAAUCGACAACUGAUAAAAUUAUAGAAACCGAAGAAUUAGAAAGAAACAUCGAUAGAGAUUAUCCCAACAUUGACGAAAAUGCACCACAGGACAGUCACCAAAACACAUUGAAAAAAGAUAGACGAUUUAGGUCUGAGGAGAGGUAUAAAAAAGAUUUGGAAAAUCGUCCAAAGUGGGGCGUUAACAGACCUGCAGCUCAAUACAAGAAACAAAGUGAAAAAGAUCCAUUCUAUAGCCAAAAGAGAAAGAUGCGUCAAAAAUACAGACCUCAAGCAAGACAAUACUUAUCACAUUCUAGUGACGAUAGUCGUUCUCCAAGCCCACCAACAAGAUCGGAAAAAACAAUCGAGAAUGGCAAUAAAAACAGAAACUCAUUAAGCCAAUCUUACUGGCGAAAUAAACGGUCUAGUCAAGAUUUAUCAAAAUCUUUAAAUGUAUCGGAGGUAACAAACCAUUUACAGCCCGAUUUUAAUCCUUUGGCACAAUUAACAAGUAACGAAAUUACAGAAACAAAAAAAUCACCUAAAGCAUCACCAAUGAAAAGAAUGACCUUAUCGCAGAAGUUUAUUAACGACAAAUAUGGGAACAGAAAAUUAUGGAUAGACGACCUUAAUGAGAGAAAUGGAAAAUGUAAUCAGUUUGACGCUGAAAACAGAAAGAAAAUUAUAGACCAAAUAAAUACCGCUAAAAGAGAACUUUUUGAUAAACAGGAAGAACAAGAAAAUUAUGUAAAAACCAAAUUUUAG
Spodoptera exigua (beet armyworm) is the source of this 1895-nucleotide messenger RNA. The record is from the annotation of a GenBank genome assembly. Lineage: Eukaryota; Metazoa; Arthropoda; Insecta; Lepidoptera; Noctuidae.